AUGCCUCUCUAUGGAGGCGAUCACGCUUCCGAGAGAGUCGGGGCUGAUGCUCCCUUACUCCUCAUUCUCCUCCUGCUGCCAUCCCCGGACAACUCGUCCAGCUCUCUCCUUACCAGCGCCAAUGCCCCAGCCACGGACGGUGACGGUCUCGACGGGCUGAACAUGCUCAGUGAUCGGGCACUAGUAGUGGCAGACUUGCUUGUUGUCGAGGAAACAGUCGCAGUCGUCGAGGAAGCGCUGGUUGUGGAGGCCUGGCUUGCACUUGAUGAUGUGGUAGCAGACUUGCUUGUCGUGCCGGUGCUUGUCGUGCCGGUGCUUGUCGUGCCGGUGCUUGUCGUGCCGGUGCUUGUCGUGCCGGUGCUUGUCGUGCCGGUGCUUGAAGUAGACGAUGCCUUUGAAGAAGUCGAGGACGUCGUCACAGUCGACGAGCUUGAUUGCGAGGUGGUACCUGUGCUUGAGGCGGUACUUGAGGAGGUACUACUCGUCGAGGCGGUCGUAGCCUUGCUUGUGGUAGACGUGGUACCUGAGGUUGUGCUGCUCGUCGAGGCGGUUGUAGCCUUGCUUGUGGUAGACGAGGUGCCCGAUGUCGUACCACUUGUCGAGGCGGUCGUAGCCUUGCUUGUGGUAGACGUCGUACCCGAGGUGGUACCACUCGUCGAGGCGGUCGUGGCCUUACUCGUUGUAGACGAGGUGACUGGGGUGGUGGUAGCUGUGGAUGCUGUCGUGGCCUUGCUUGUCGUAGAUGUGCUACCUGAGGUGGUUGCGCUCGUCGUGGCUGUCGUGGCGGUCGUGGCGGUCGUGGCGGUUGUGGUGGUUGUGGCGGUUGUGGCAGUCGUAACCUUGCUUGUCGUAGACGAGGUGCCCGAGGUGGUGCUCUUAGUUGUUGAUGAGCUUGAAGGGCUGACAGUGGACGAUGAAGUGCUUGAUCUGCUAUUGCUGGAGGUGACUGACGUGGUCGACGUUGCAGCUGGAGUAGAAGAUGUAGUGGUGGAGCUCUUCACUGACGAAGUUGAUGUAGUUUGUGUUGUACCGCUUGCCGAGGUCGUCUUAGUCGUGGCAGGUGUGGUCGUUGUCUGCGCGGAGGUAGUUGUCAAUGCGGACGUUGUGGAGGUGGAUGAUGUGCGGGCCGUAGAUGAGGUGGUAGCAGUCACUGAGGUCUUGCUUGAGCUAGUGCUUGAGACAGUGCUUGAAGUCUUGGUCGAAGUCGUUCCCGAGCUGGUUGUGCCUGUGCUAGUUGUGCCUGAGCUGGUAGUCUUACUGGUUGAAGAGGUGGACGGGGUGCUGCUACUGCUGCUCGUGCUCUUGGACGUUGUGGCUGUCGAUGUGGCCGUGGAAGCUGUAGUCCUGCUUGUUGUGGACGAGGUACUAGCUGUGGACGAGGCGCCUGUGGUGGAAGAUGUAGGAGCAGUCGUUGUCUUGCUCGUCGUGGUCGAGCUCUUCAAAGAGGUGCUCGAGGUACUAGCUGUGGACGAGGCGCCUGUGGUGGAAGAUGUAGGAGCAGUCGUCGUCUUGCUCGUCGUGGUCGAGCUCUUUAAAGAACUGCUGGAGGUCGACGAUGUAGGAGCGGUUGUCGUUUUGCUUGUUGUAGUCGACGUCUUUAAAGAGGUGCUCGAUGUAAGAGUGGUCGUCGUUUUGCUUGUAGACGUGCUCAAAGAGCUGGUGCUCCCAGUAGAGGACGAAGUAGCCGUUGUCGCUUUGCUCGUCGUAGUUGAAGUGCUUACUGUGGACGAGGCCUUAGUGGUCGACGAUGUAGGCACCGUUGUUGUUGUCUUGCCUGUCGUGGUCGAGGUCUUCAGAGAGGUGCUCGAGGUAGAAGAGGUAGGCACCGUUGUGGUUGUCUUGCUCGAAGUGGUCGAGGUCUUCAGAGACGUGCUCGAGGUAGAAGAGGUAGGUGCCGUUGUUGUCGUCUUGCCUGUGGUAGUUGAGGUCUUGAGAGAGGUGCUCGAGGUAGAAGACGUCAGAGCCGUUGUCGUCGCCUUGCUCGUUGUCGAGGAUGUAGGCGCCGUUGUCGCUUUACUCGUCGUGGUGGAAGUGCUUACUGUGGAGGAGGCCUUGGUGGUGGACGACGUAGGAGCAGUUGUGGUUGAGGUCUUCGCGGAGGUAGUGCUCGUGCUUGAACGUGUGCUCGAAGAGACAGACGAGGAAGAGCUUGUGGAAGCUGUGGAGGCGGUGGUGCUCGAUCGUGUACCUGUGCUAGUUGAAGCAGUGGUUCCGGUGGUCGCGGACUUUGUCGUUGAUGUUUUAGUGCUGCUUGUUGACGCUGUCGGGGUAGACGUUGUCACCGAUCGGGAUGAUGAUGACGAGCUAGUUGAGGCCGUGGUAGAUUUCGAUGUCGUCGAGCCGGUUGUGAUAGACGUGCUCUUGGAGGAAGUGCUUGUGGUCCGUGAAGUGGGGGUCACACUUGUUGAGCCAGUAGAAGAAGAGCGAGUAGAUGUGGAGCUUGCACUAGUCGUUGGUGCAGACGAGGUCGAACUUGUACUCAACUUAGUAGUCGUUACAGAUGUAGUGACUGACGAUGUUGAUCGCGACGAUGUCGAGGUACCGGUAGUUCCUGAGGCCGUGCGAGAUGAGGUUGUUGUAGCGGGCGUGGUCGUGCCUGUUGAGGACCUCGAACUUGCUGACGAUGUGCUGCUGCUUGAUGGUGUGGUCAUACUCUUCGAGCUGGUCGUUCCAGUACUUGACUUAGUGCUUGUAGUCGCGGACGACGAUGUGCUAGUCUUCAAUGUCGUCGUUGACGAGGCUGUUCCGGUUGUCGAUGAGCGUCCCGUUGUGGAGGAGGUUCGUGUCGUGACCGAGGUACUUAUUGUGGAUGAAGCUGUACCUGUCGUGCUUGAGCGACUGCUUGUUGAACCCGUGCUCGUUGUGACCUUCGAGCUACUCGAGCUGGGACUUGUGGUCGCAGAUGGACUCGUGGUAGUAGAAGUUGCGGUCACAGACUGGCUCGUUGUACUCUUUGAGCUAGUUGUCGAUGUGGAAGCGGUGCUCUUCGAUGUCGUCGAGCUGGCAGUUGUGGUCGCGGUUGGACUUGUCGUGCUCUUUGAGCUAGUCUUCGAGCUAGAAGUGGUGACUGAAGUUGAGCUGCUUCCCUUCGUGGUCGUACUCUGGGAUGUCAUCGAAGAAGUGCUUGCCUUCGAGGUCGUGCUCUUUGAAGUUGUUGAGCUACUGCCCGAGGUCGACGGCGUGCUCGUGGCCGACGAUGUUGUCACUGAAGUCUUUGAAGUCGUGCUGGUCACGGUGCUCGAGGGUUUUGAUGUAGUGGCGGAUGAACUUGUCUUGGUUGAAGUCGUGGAAACUGAAGUCGUCGAUAGGCUAGUGCUAGACUUGGUCGUCGAAGAAGUCGAAACAGUCGAAGCUGUUGAGCUUGUGACAGAGCUUGUGGACCGAGUCGCCGUUGAGGAGGGGGUAGUGGUAAUACUCUUCGAAGUAGAGCUCGAGGUCUUGCUUGUGCCCGUCGAGGUUGUACCUUUUGUUGUUGACGAGACCACCGUAGUGCUGGAGGUUGCCUUCGUAGUAGAGACAGUACUAGUAGCAGAUGAGCUUGACGUGCUACUUGUGGGCUUCGAUGUAGUUGACGAAGAUGUCCUAGUGCUGAGGCUAGAUUUGCUUGUUGAGGAAGAGGAGGUAAUCGAAGUACUACUUGUCUUGGACUGGGUAGAAGACGAUGUUGGAAUUGUCGUUCGUGACACUGUAGUACUUGACGUCGUCGCCUUCGAGGUCGUUCCGGUCGUGGACUUAGUUUCAGUCGUGGAACUUGACUUAGUGGAGCUCGAACUUGAUGUAAGACUAACGGAGGUCGUGCUGGUUGGCCGGGAAGAUGAUGAAGAGCUAGUGCUCUUGCCACUUGUUGUUGACACAGUCGAUGCACUUGUGGUUGUCUUGGAGCCUGUCGUAGUGGCGCUCGUAGUCGCAGACGAAGACUUAGUCGAAGACGUACCAGUCGUGCUGGAUGCAGUUGAUGACGCUUUAGUAGUCGCAGUAGAAGUCUGCGUGCUGCUUGACUUGGUCGUUGAUGAAGACAACGUCGAUGUUGAACGAGUGCGGGUCGAAAGUGUGGUCGCGGUGGACGUAGUCUUUGUUGUCGACGAUGACGUCGCCGCAGAUGUAGUUGUGCUUGUGGCGGUGGCUGACUUCGAGGUUGUAGAAGUCUUACUUCCGGUUGUAGUUGUGGACGCUGUCGUCCUGCUGGCGCUCGAGGUAGUCAAGGAGGUUGUAGACUUGCUUUGGCUGGAAGUGGUCGACACUGUCGGGCUGCUGCUGGACGACUUGGUCGAUGUGGUUACAGUUCCACUAGCAGAUGUGGUCGCAGUAGUUGUGGACUUAGUUGUGCGAGUCGAUGGGGUGGUAGUGGAGGACUUCGAGGUAGUGGCAGUGGUGCCCGAGGUUGUAGUCUGCGAUCUGCUUGAUGUCGAAGUUGACGAUGCAGAAGAUGACGCCUUCGAGGUAGUGGCAGUGGUUCCCGAGGUGGAGGGAGUGGUGGACUUGCUUGUGCUUGAAGUACUGGACCCUGUCGUCUUGCUUACAGUCGAGGAAGUCGAGCUAGUGGCCUUUGAAGUACUAGUGGUCACUUUUGUGGUAACUGAAGAGGAUGUACUAAUGCCUGAGGUUGUAGCGCUCUUCGAUGUAGACGCAGUAGUUGUUGAUGACGUCGUCUUUGAAGUGCUCGCUGUUGAUGUAGGUGAGCUGGUUGAUUUCGAAGAAGUGCUCUUCGAAGUAGAGGCACUGGUUGACGAUGAGACUGUCUUUGAAGUGCUCGCCGUUGAUGUAGGUGAGCUGGUUGAUUUCGAAGAAGUGCUCUUCGAAGUAGAGGCACUGGUUGACGAUGAGAUUGUCUUUGAAGUGCUCACAGUCGAUGUAGGGGAGCUAGUGGAUUUCGAUGUGGAUGCAGUGGUAGGCGAUGAGCUGGAGCUGCUUCCAGUUGUUGAUCGACUCGAAGUGCGUGUACUCAUCGUUGUGGGAGAGCUCGUUGUGCUAGCUGUCGACUUGGUCGUGGAAGAGGCUGCUGUAGUACUGGUCUUUGACCCGGUUGUUGUGCUUCCUGUAGAGCUGCCUGUCGACUUGGUGGAUGUUGAUUUGGUUGUAGAGCUUCCUGUUGUAGUAGUGCUUGACUUGACCGUGGAUGAAGCGCUCGAGGUACCUGAGGUGGAUGAUUUGGUAGUGGAGCCUGAGGACGAGCUUCCUGAAGAGGUCGUUGUUCCAGCGCUUGUGGACGCUGUUGUGGUCUUAGCAGAGCUGGUAGUCGACUUUGUGGUUGAGGAGACAUUUGUAGUUGAGCUAGCAGCACUUGUCUUUGAAGCAGAGGUUGUGGUAGUCGCCUUUGAUGUCGACGAAGUCGAAGUGCCAGAAGUCGAGCUCUUUGAUGACGUUGGACUGCUUGUCACAGUAGCAGUCGUCUUUGUCGACGUGCUGCUAGAGGAUGCUCUCGUUGUUGAGCCUGUCGUCGAGCCUGUAGACGAGGCUUUGGUCGUCGAGCCUGUCGUUGUACCCGUGGUGGAUGAUCCUUUAGUUGUCGAGCCUGUCGUAGACGAUGCUUUCGUUGUUGAGCCAGUUGUCGAGCCUGAUGUAGAUGAUGCCUUAGUUGUCGAGCCUGUGGUGGACGAUGCUUUCGUCGUUGAGCCAGUCGUCGAGCCUGAUGCCUUGGUUGUUGAGCCUGUUGUAGAUGAGGCCUUGGAGGUCGAGCCUGUCGUGGAGGACGAGGCCUUGGUGGUCGAACCUGUCGUAGAGGACGAGGCCUUAGUUGUCGAGCCCGUCGUAGAUGACGAGGCCUUCGAGGUUGAGCCUGUCGUAGAGGACGAGGCCUUAGUUGUCGAGCCCGUCGUAGAUGACGAGGCCUUCGAGGUUGAGCCUGUCGUGGAUGACGAGGGCUUGGUCGUUGAGCCCGUGGUCGAAGACGUUGCCUUGGUGGUCGAACCCGUGGUCGACGAUGCUUUAGUAGUCGAGCCUGUGGUCGAGGAAGUCGAGGCCUUAGUGGUGGAGCCCGUGGUUGAGGAGGCCUUGGUAGUCGAGCCUGUGGUCGAGGAAGUCGAGGCCUUAGUGGUGGAGCCCGUGGUUGAGGAGGCCUUGGUAGUCGAGCCUGUGGUGGAGCCCGUAGUCGAAGACGAAGACGCUUUGGUGGUAGAGCCUGUAGUCGACGAUGAGGCUUUAGUGGUUGAGCCUGUGGUCGUAGACGACGAGGCUUUGGUGGUUGAGCCCGUAGUAGAGGACGCUUUGCUGGUUGACCCAGUAGUCGACGAGGCUUUGGUGGUCGAGCCUGUAGUAGAAGACGCUUUGCUGGUUGACCCAGUAGUCGACGAGGCUUUA
Molecule: messenger RNA, 6297 nt
Organism: Cyphellophora attinorum
Lineage: Eukaryota; Fungi; Ascomycota; Eurotiomycetes; Chaetothyriales; Cyphellophoraceae
Exons: 8
Source: RefSeq, a predicted model, not a curated record